Danio aesculapii is the source of this 1649-nucleotide messenger RNA. RefSeq lists its product as uncharacterized. The transcript is spliced from 5 exons. The coding region runs from base 216 to 974 and encodes 252 amino acids. NCBI's taxonomy places the organism in Eukaryota, Metazoa, Chordata, Actinopteri, Cypriniformes, Danionidae. The record is from RefSeq and is a predicted model, not a curated record.
AAAACUCAGCUGUGCGGUGAGUCAUCUGACAGCUGCUGCUCUCGAAUAGAUGCACUUGUUGAAUCAGGUCCCAUUGAGCAGAGGGGACACAGGUUGCUCGUAUCAUCUGAAAACAUUUCACCGACACCUUCUAAAUGAAAGCACACUAAAGAAGCGACCGGGCUACGUCGAUUAAUAAUCUCCCAGUGAGACGCAUUUUCAGGACAGAAGUUUUGAUGUCUGCUCAGCGAUCCUCUCUCUGGUCAUGUCUGCGUGCUGCUCUGAGCUGCGGGCUUGUCAUGCUGGCGGCGCUGCCAGACUUAACCACAGGCAAGAAUUGCUCCCAUCCGAUCAUGCACGAGCAUGGAGGUUUCCGUUGUGAGCCGUCUCCCUGUCGUGGUUUCCCUCAAAAGAGCGCCAUUCGUUUCUUCUGCGAGCCUGGCUACACUUUACCCAAACGCUACCAAUUGUCAAAAUGUCACCAUGGGGUGUGGACUCCGAAAGUGCCUGUCUGUAUGCCACGACCAGAUGGUCAUGGUGAACAGCAAGAAAAAAUCGUCAGCUCUAUUCCGAGUGUUGCUACGACUGCUAUUGGAGUGUCCAUCUUCCUUCUCACCACAACGGCCUGUUUAGUCAUCAAAUCCCGCCUGUUCUCCUGCCGAUCUCAUCGGCGUUCCUCGGAUCAGCUGGAUCUGGUGGUAGAUGGUUUACCAGUAUCUCUUCCCACAUAUGAAGAGGCCAUCUACGGCAGUUGGGGUCAGCGACUCCCGCCAUUUCGUGGUCCCACUCAGCUCCUAUUGGCCCAGGAGGCAUCAGAACACAGUCCGCUAACGUCACUGAUUCGCUCUGAUACAAAUCGUUGCACAGACACAGCCAAUCAGAACACAGAGACUCCGCCUCCUUACGAAGAGGUCCAGUCACGAUCCAGAGACUCAGUGAAUGACAGUGACGGACAGGCCAUGCAAAGUGCACUUCCUGCUGAUAAAAACAACUAAUUAUUGGACUUCAAUGAACUCACCCUUAGCCUUUUUGAUUGUUUGUUUCCUUGCACAGGAGUCCGACUGCGACUUUUCUUUCCGCCUUUGAUUAUGGAUCUCUUUUGGCUUACAAUACCAGUGGAAAAACUGCCGCAGAUGUUUUGUAAUGACCUUAAUGGUCAAAUCUAUUUUGUUUAUAGCUGACGUGCUGCAAUAUUGAUUAUGUCGUUGUUUUCACGGACAAGGUGGAGACGUGGCUAUACCAUUUGCCCUCUGUGAGGGGAAAUAUAGUGUUUAUGGGGAUUUUUAUGAUUGAUGAAUGACUUAUUUAAUGAUUUCUGAGAGUUUUAGUCUGGAACAAAUAUGAUUUAUUUGCCUGAAACGUGAAAAUCAGUGUUUCUCAGAGCAUAUGGGUUGAUUGAAUGUUAUUACCAAACUUUGAAGAUUGUGCCUGUUGACUGAUGGAUUGUAGUAUAUGAUUUUAUUCUGUGUCCUUCCGCCAGAAAUGAUUUCUUGUUUAAUAUAUAUGAUUUCAGAAAAGACUUGAAGUAUGCUUGUUGAACAGACAUUGAAUGUGUUUUUAUGUAACAUUUACAUUAUCUUGUAUAUAGUUCUGCACAAAUAGUAUGUUAAAUAAUGAUACUUUUUCAAACUUUAUGAACAAUGUUUGCUAUUAAAAAUAUUUUAAAUCUU